Penicillium cinerascens is the source of this 918-nucleotide messenger RNA. RefSeq names its product VIT1/CCC1 transporter family protein. Gene Ontology annotation, cellular component: fungal-type vacuole membrane. The record is from RefSeq and is a predicted model, not a curated record. Gene Ontology annotation, molecular function: iron ion transmembrane transporter activity; manganese ion transmembrane transporter activity. Lineage: Eukaryota; Fungi; Ascomycota; Eurotiomycetes; Eurotiales; Aspergillaceae. The coding region runs from base 1 to 918 and encodes 305 amino acids. The transcript has 3 exons. Gene Ontology annotation, biological process: intracellular manganese ion homeostasis.
AUGGCCCUCCUCUUUCUCAAGAAGAAGCUGUUUCCAGCACAGGAACCAAGACUAUCGAGCAAGCCACUUCUAGCUCGCAUCGACGAUGACGAUACCGUCCACGAUGACUCGGACCAGGACCUCGAGAGCGGUCGUUCCUAUGAUACUUUCGGGCGCUGCAUCAGCAAUGACGGUUCCACCGUCGGCAGCAGCAGCAGCAGCGGCAGCACACGGGCACGCAUCAACCCUCGUAUUAUCUCCGAUGCCAUUCUCGGGUUAUCAGACGGGUUGACGGUGCCCUUUGCCCUCAGCGCAGGUCUAUCGGCACUCGGGAACACCAAAGUUGUCGUGCUGGGUGGUCUGGCCGAGUUGGCAGCGGGUGCCAUCUCCAUGGGACUGGGUGGAUACGUUGGAGCAAAGAGUGAAGCCGAAUCAUACGAAACCACGGUGCGCGAAACACAAGCCUUGAUCGAGAGCGACUCGCAAGAAACACAAGAUAUGGUCCGUGAGACCUUUGCGCCUUAUGGACUCUCCCACGCUGCCAUCGAAGACAUCACGCGCGACUUGCACGCCUCGCAAGAGCGGUUACUGGAGUUCCUGCUGGCCUUCCACCACCGCGAGUCCGCGCCCGACUGCAACCAGGCUUGGAUUUCGGCCAUCACGCUUGCACUGGGAUACUUCGUCGGUGGUUUCAUCCCGCUGAUCCCCUAUUUCAUCGUGUCGCAGGUCAUGACGGCCCUGUACUGGAGUAUUGGUGUGAUGGGCGUGACCCUGUUUGCAUUUGGUUAUAUCAAAACCUGCGUUGUACGCGGGUGGAAUGGACGUGAUAACGUCGUUGCGGGGAUUUGGGGAGGUGUGCAGAUGUGCUUCGUUGGAGGCGUUGCUGCCGGCGCGGCUAUCGGCCUGGUCCGGUUGAUUGACACGGGUGGUGCCAACUAG